This is a messenger RNA of Pseudomyrmex gracilis, 10136 nucleotides long. RefSeq names its product mitogen-activated protein kinase kinase kinase 4 (gene Mekk1). The transcript has 18 exons. NCBI's taxonomy places the organism in Eukaryota, Metazoa, Arthropoda, Insecta, Hymenoptera, Formicidae. The record is from RefSeq and is a predicted model, not a curated record. Gene Ontology annotation, biological process: MAPK cascade; protein phosphorylation. Gene Ontology annotation, molecular function: protein kinase activity; ATP binding. Bases 1065 to 5171 code for a protein of 1368 amino acids.
AAGAUAUGUGGAAUUUUGCAUUUUUCCAUAAACGUAUCUAUUUAAAAAAUGUGUGACAGCAUUAAUUUCAAUUUCUUUUUAGCCUUACGUUUCAAGAUAUAUAGAGUUGCAACUAAAUGUAUGUGCAAACGAAAAUAUUCUUAGUUGAAAAAGAUCGCACGAUAUAUAACACUCUAACUGUCGAUAAAGCGAAAACAAGCAAACAAACGUGAAAGUUGAUUUCGAUAUUUUUUUGGCGAUUAAACGCUUUGCCGAAACCGACAAAUUUUUAUUGAAACAUUCCAAAAAAAUUUCCUGUGAAGUGCUUUUUCUCCUCAAUUUACUUUGGAUUUCUUUGAGAGCGACAAGUUAUUUUCAUUUUUCAUAUAUUUAUUUUGAAUUAUAUAGAGAUGCGCCCCUUUUGAAUUUUUUUGCCGAUACCACACACACACACACACACACACACACGGUGCUAUAGCAUCUCUUUACAUUAAAAAUAUUAGAAUUGCAGUGCAUUUAGCAUCAGCAUAAAUUCUUUUGACUCGCCCUUUUUUAAGCCGAGAUCAAAAAACCUCAGCAACAUUGUAACGCAUUCUUUUCCUGUUUCUGCACUCGCAAAAAAGAUCUUUGUAACAGUAUUAUCAAAAGUUUAUAUUAAAAACAGCGAGAAUAAUACGAGACACGUUUACGAUGCAGAGACGAUCAUCGUAUCCAAAUACAACCAAUAUUCCUUUUGGUGCAAGAAUAUAAAUGGAAACUACUUGUACUUUCUUGGAACUAGAAAUUGUUUAAAUAAAACGUUUAUGUCAAACUCGCCGAAAGUAAUCGAUUUUCCCUGAUGCAUUAAGUAAUCUCUCUAAUUUAAAUUACUCGUCCUGUUUUUAAAAAUUAUCACUCAAAACUACCGUUACGUCGCACAUGCGUUUAUGUAACGUUCGCAAAAUAUCGGUAAGUGUCGGCGAUGUUCGGCGAAAAUCGUGACCUGCGGCGCCUGCGUUCCAGCAGUCCCUCAGCAAUCAACGACAGCGGUGGACGACGGAUGAGACAACGUUCGUUUUGUUUUUUUUUUUCGGACAAACGUGAAAAUGGCACAUCGCGUAGAACAAAGUCAAGCUACGAGAAUCCCCGGCUGCAGCUCCACCGACGAUGAGGACGUCGAUCAUAUUAGUAAUAAGGCGGGUACCAGUCCGACAAGCGAAUUCGAAGAGUCGCUGCAUGCGAUGUCCGAUAUUUAUGGGCAAACGCCACCACGAACUCGUCUCAGUCGUAAGAAAAGACACAUGAAGCAAAAGUACUCAGGCAGCGAUCUGAAAUCUACAGAAAAAGAAACUCGACCAAGGACAACUAUCCGUAGACGCAACACCCUGGAUACCAUUAUUUUCAACGAAAUGUGCGACAAGGCAGACAAAGAUCGCGAAAACGAGACCAAAGAAGACACGAAGGACGGCAGCAGGAAAUGCAAGAGAAUUUUGAAAUUAUUGCGCGGCAACGAAAGAGAUUUGAAGCUUGACAUGGAAGCAGCUUACAAUUAUGCCGAGAAACACAGCGGCGAUAUGGCAUUGACGACACCAAAUCAAAUCAAGAUUGAGACUAGAAAUAGAUUUCGCUGCUUGCGUUCCAAGCCUGUUGGUGUGGAAGAGAAAAAGGCGGAACGAGAAGUUAUCGAAUACAGUAACGUAACGAUAAAUGAACAGAAUCUGUGUUCACAAUCGCCGCGGACACAGAGCUACAAAGAGAGAGAAAUAUUCCACGACACGUUCUCUUUCCUAAUUAGAUUGGGAAGCACAGAGCGAAACUGUCGUCGACAGAUGAGCACCGAGGAAACCAGGUGGCAAAGCGAACUAAAAGAUCUGAUAUGGUUAGAGCUGCAGGCGCAUCACGCAGAUCGUAGUCCAAUGGCGCAAGAUGAAUAUCUGUGUCGUCAACGCGAGGCAGUGGAGGGUUUACUUAAAGAAAUAAUGAAAUACAGAUACGAUCCCAUUGCUGACGUGCAAGAUGGAAACUCAAGUUGCAUCAGCUCCAGCGACGUUGCAAGCGAUCGAUCCACAAAUUCCGGUUCGAGCCCGAACAUCGAACUGGGCGUGUGUCCCGGUUGUCUCUCCAUGUAUUGUCGUGCAUGCGCUCGUGCGCAAUUGGAAGCUUUGCAACAGGUCGAAAGUCUACUGACUCGCUUGGAAGCCGCCGAGGCUUUGUAUCCAUCUUCUCAGGCAUUCGCCACUAAUUAUCCGUUGUACAAAAGUGCAAGGUUUACGGAUCGAGUGAAGGCCAUGUGUCUGUGGUACAACAUGACGAAACAUCAUCGGCUCAAGUUACAAAUAUUAGGAAGAUUGCUAAUGAUGUUGCACAGUAAAAAAAAGGAUGACACUACCGACUCUGGCAUCAGUUCGCGAUCUUCGGACACUGUUGAUUCUACAGAACAACGACACUGUACGGUACGAUUUGAAAUACCUCAUCAUCAAGACGAAACUUCCAGUCCCUCUGACAGUAAUAAUAGCAAUAAUUCUUCGGUCGGAGGUUUGUCAUUUAUAUCGCAGUCACUGCCACCUACCCCGGAAACCUCAUUUUCGUACAUUGAAGACGAAAGAGUCGAUCGGCUCGACUUCUAUUUGGGCGAAUUUGAACGACAUGCUUACAGGAAAUAUAUCGAAGAUGUAUUAAAAACAAGAGGUCUCAGAAAAAGCCUCAAUUUCCUUGAUCGACUGCAUACAUCUAUUUUGAGAAAAGCAAGAUUAACGUUGGAGAAACAUGACGAUGAGAAAUCUAUUGACACGAUGAAUGAAGAAUACGAAGGUGAUAAAGAGUUACGACGAUAUGGUGUUUGGAGUCCUGAGUCGAGGGAAUUGAACUUACCAUCAUACAGAGCGGCUUUCGUGUUUCUCUCGCACGUGCCUCUGGACGUGGUUCACGAGUUUUUGAGGAUGAGAUUGGAACAAAAGCCGGAGCAGCCGAGCCCGUUGUCGGUUCGGCAACUCAUGCGGGAACUGCGCGAGGGCCUUAGAAUUGCCUGUAUUCAUCGCGAUAGAUUUGCCGCACAUUCUCGUGCUGCCGUUGCCAGUGACGAGGCUGGCUGCGAGAUUCUGUUAGACGAGAAUGUUAAAUAUUUCGACGAAAGUCUAAGGGCCGUAUUCGAAGUGUAUUUAGAUUAUCUUCAGCAGUGGGUGGAUAUGGUGCAACACGACAGUUUUCAUAAGAAUCUGAUCAUGGAUGAGUGGUUAUUUGUGAAAUCCAUCGCUGGAAACAUAAGCGACGGAUAUAAGAUUGCUGGUGUGAAAUUCUGUGAGAUUGCACAGACAAUGAUUAAACAAGUCAAUGAAUUUCUUGUUGAACGACCUCGCGAGAUUCGAGAGAACGCGGAGGAGAAAGAAGACGACGAUUUAUCAUGCAACGAAACACUGCUCAGACUGCGUCUGUUUGUGGGACGAGAGUGGCAGGGAAUGUUCGUGGACGCCCGAGAGAAAAUCGUGAAGAGUCUGAACCUUGCCAAAUGUUUGAAACUUGACAUCGAAAAAUGGCCAGUCAGUAAACAAGAAAUGGAAAACACGUUCAAGUCGUUGAAGGAUGUUGUCUUAGAUUUGAGACACCGCAUAACAGUAGUGAUCGAGGAUUUCCAAAGCGAAGCUGACGAAGUGGAGCGAUUGACCAAUGAAAACGAUCAGAUGCCGUUACGAUCGAGGAUCCGCGAAAUUCUCCAUCAAGCUUACAGAACAGGCUUCGAUUUUCACAAAGAGACGUGCAAGUUGUUCUCGCUUGAAGAAAAGGCUAUUCUUGCACGAGGUCUGGUGUCAUUCGCAUUAUUAUGGAUGGAAUUUGUGAGAACUCGGUGCGAACGUGGUCGUGGUCUGAGACCCAGAUGGGCAAAUCAAGGUCUGGAGUUCCUGAUAACGGUGUGCGAACCACACAACACGAAACAUCUCACUGAUCAAGAGUUCGAAGAGUUGAAGACGUGUAUGGAUCGUUGUAUAUCUCACGUAGUGGGAACUGUGUCGAACGCGGGAUCAAUGCCGGAAGCAGAAGGCUUAAGAAGACUAUCGCGAUCAAGAGCUUCAUCACCGAGUCACGGUCGCACUAGAACCGCUAGUUUUAGCCUUUCGCAAAAACCACGAGACGCUUUGAAAUCGCCUGAAUUACUGGUUACGACAAAAAAGAGCAGUUCACCGAGCAUAGUCGACGGAAAUCUUGCGGUGAUAAUAAGUCCUCCUGAGCGGCGAAUGCAGAGACAUGAGAGAGUCGUUCGUGCCAUUAGAAAAAUGGAGAACGAGCUCGACGAGAGAUUGCGAAAUCGAGAACUUAUCGGUCAAGUCAUCGACAGAAAGGCAGUAGAUAGGGUUCACAUUAAAGCGAGACGAGUUACGUUUACGUGGCAGCGGGGUAUUAAAAUAGGCCAGGGAAGAUUCGGUAAAGUGUACACUGUAGUAAAUAACCAAACUGGUGAACUAUUAGCGAUGAAAGAAGUACAACUGCAACCCGGCGAUCACCGAGCGAUUAGACGCGUCGCCGAAGAAUUACAGAUAUUCGAAGGAAUUCAACAUCGACACUUAGUGCGAUAUUACGGACUGGAAAUUCACCGUGAGGAAAUGCUCAUCUUCAUGGAAUUUUGCGCCGAGGGAACUUUAGAGAGCUUGGUAGCAGGUAGUGGCAAUGGCUUGCCGGAAUCUUUGGUCAGAAAAUAUACUCACCAAUUGCUUUCGGCUGUCGCAGCACUCCAUUCUCACGGAAUAGUUCAUCGAGAUAUUAAAACCGCAAAUAUUUUUUUAACAGACGAAGGUAAUUGUCUGAAACUCGGCGAUUUUGGCAGCGCGGUACAAAUUAAAGCGCAUACAACAAUGCCGGGAGAGCUUCAGGGUUUUGUUGGUACUCAAGCCUAUAUGGCACCGGAAGUAUUUAUGAAGUCUGAAAGCAGUGGACAUGGUAGAGCUGUAGAUAUUUGGUCGCUGGGCUGCUGUAUCAUCGAGAUGGCGAGCGGACGGCGACCCUGGUCAGAUUAUGAUUCGAAUUACCAAAUUAUGUUCAAGGUUGGAAUGGGUGAGACACCAGCACUUCCAAAGAAUCUUUCUGCAGAAGGCAUAGAUCUCGUUAAAAAAUGUCUGCAACACGAUCCAAAGAAACGAUGCACCGCGAACACUCUUCUCGCGCAUUCUUUUGCAAGAGGAGAGUACGAAGAAUACGUAAAUGCGGACUUAAUGUCGCGAUAAUUUAGAGUUAUCAAAAAAAUGUAAGUUAUUUGCAAACUUAAUAGUUUUUAAAUGAUAUUUUUUUGACAGAAAAUUAUAAAUACUAGGGAUUUGUUUUACUGGUAAAACAGAUGCAAACGUGUUCGUUGCAUUUAAUCUGAGAACUUAACUAGCAUAGCUUUAGAACCAGUAUUCAUAGUCGAAUCUUUUAUUUAUGAUCUUAAGUAUAAGACUCAACUAUGAAUACCGGCCUAUCUCUCCGACUUAAUUGGAUUAACUUAACUGGUAGCGUGUCUUAGAGUUUGUUUUAAUGAAAGUGAUAUCGUGAAAGAUACGUAGUAUUUGUGUAUAAACCAGAGUUGGCCAAAACGUUGGACAAGGAGGCUCAUGUCUGAUAUAGAUUGUAUAGAGAAACAUUGAAAAUGUUGAAACUUUUAAUUGACGAAAACAUGAAUUGAUACUUAUACCGUACUUAUGAUCAUUAUUUCUGAUAUAAUUGUAUAUAAAUGAACGAAGCUUUCGUUUUCUCAUAAUUGUAGUGAUGAAACUAACAGUGACUAGUGACAGAAUAUUUAGUACUGAAAACAAGUGAAAAAAACGUUAAAACUUCGUAUUUGUUUUAAAAAAAGUGCACUUUUGAUAAUUCGGCUCUUCCUUUCAAGGUCUUUUAAAAGUUCUUUGAUAAUUUGGCCUAAAACUGGAAAGAUUUGAAGAUAAAUUUAGUGAUACAUAAUUAGCAUGAUUAUUUUAGAUUAGUUAGUUAUCAUAGUUACUUACACGUAUAUACGUAGAACAUCAUAGAUGACGAAUGUAUAUACCUAUAAUAUGCGACAGUACAAGAUCGACCGAACACGAUGGCAUACAUUCAUAAGAGAAAUACACAGUUUACGCAAGGUACAUAGGAGAAUGUGAUAAAACAAUAUGUAUCUAUGUUUUCGGUUUUAAUUAUAGAUAAAGCAUAAUUUGUUUUAUAUAAUGCUUGCAUUUAUCGUUUAUAUAUAUAUAAAAAAAAAUAAUAUAUUUUUUGUAAAUCUAUGACUGAACAGUAAAAUGUAAGAACCAUCACAUUCCGAAAGUGAGUAGCUUGAUUCACAAAUGGUGCAAAAAUUUUCAAAUUUACUUACAAAUUGUUUUAGUAUUCUGAACUUAGUAUUAUAGGAAUGUAAGUCUCACAAUUAUAGUUUAAUCCGAUGUUCAUUGAAAGAAAAAGUUUGACGUUGAAAAUGUCGGCGGAUUGCCGGCAGAAGUGAAUAUAGACACGAUGUUGUAAGAGUCUAGUCUUUCGUUUUCGAAAUUUGUAAAACUUGACUCGUGCAGUCACUUGUGAAUCAAGCAGAUAGCUCGUUUCAGCACGGAAUGCGGCUAUUCGAUGCUCAUAUCACAUCGAAAGCCAUAUUUUAUUUUCAUAUUUAAUGUACAAGAAUCAGAUUAGGUCUUCACGUUUAGUUCUAGUUAGUGACCUGAACAAAUUGUAAUUAUUGUUAAAGUAUCUUUAAGGUACAAUAAUGGUAGCUUUGAACGUGUAUGUGUUAUAUAUAUAUAUAUAUAUCUGUGUUAUAUAUCCUAAGUGCUUCGUAGACGAAGCGAAUGAUUUGUUACGAUUGUGGAAUAUAGAUAUUCUAUUUUAAGUAAAAUGAAUAAAUACAACAAAAACAACUGGUAUCCCGCUGGAAUUUAUUUCUGCACGAGGAAAUGUACACACGUGAUACAACAUACUUUGGUGUGGAUCAAUUACUUAGCAGAGGUAUGCUGUGUAUGUGCUUUCCGCGCGAACGGACAGCUCAGUGUAUUUAUUCGAUUACCUAUCGAAAGUUUUAUAUACGCACAGAAGUAAGUAACUUAUGCCACAAAAAGAUUUCAAGUUGUUUUGUGUAUAAGAAUUAAAAAUAGUCACAUACAGCCUAAUAGUUAAUUUUCAAACAAUAUGUUGUAACUGCAAUUGUGUGUUCGGUUAUAUAAUAAACUAUUAGGUGGUGCAUGAAUUCACACUACAUGGCAUUAAAAUAUACAUUUAGAAAUUAUAGUUUCCCAUAGCAUUUCAGUGUUUAAUUAAAUCGAUUUCUGUCCGAUUCAUGUACGAAAAAAAGAGAAUUAGCAUAAAAAAAUUUUAUUAUAUGAGAGAAAUUUGAAAAUAUAAGUCAAGUCUUUAGAAAUUGACUUCAAAAGCAGUUGUAUUAUCUAUAUGAUCGACCAUUAUUGUUUUCAUGUGCUCUUAUAAUGUUUUUUCAAGUAGUAUUUAUAAUCUAACGGGAUUCAAGCAUUCUGAACUUGAAGAACUGAAGAGAACUUAUAAUAAUGCACAUAACACAUUAUCUAUUGACGAUAUUUUCAAGGAACAUUUUAACAACGAUGAAAGCGACCUUCGCAGACAACAAUUACGAAUCGCGUGUGUGAGAACCGCAACGCUUUUAAGACAAUUUUAUAAUUUAUUCUUAUUAGAAAUAUUUUGUGAUAAAAUUAAAUGAAAAAUAUACGACUUUAUUUUGCACAAUCCUCAUAGUUCCGUUUAAGAUAAAUCUUACAUCUAUCAACAGUAUAUUAUAAUAUGUUAUUUUUACUAUUUGUAUGUAUAUUUUAAUUUAUAUACUUUCACUCUUAUCACGCUUUGUCACUAUCAACAGUCUUAAAAACACAUAGUUAAAUGCCUCUAAUAUAUCUCUCAACGUGAUAUUUAUAUGUAAUAAUAGUUUUUACAUAAUUCAACUUCACAUAGACAUCAAUUGUUCAGACGUUUUCGGAGCUAUGAGGGUUUGACAAUUGUUUAUCCAAUAAUUAAUGCGAAAAAUUAGCAGAAGAACCGUUUAUCAUCGCGGUUCACACAACACAAUCGAGAUUAUCGCGCGUGAACAAGGAAUAUUAUAUAUAAUUUAACGCGUCUAUGUAUUUUUCUAUCUACUAUCUAGAGCUUUCUCGCGAGUUGCAUUUCGUUAAUUAAUUAAUUACAUUCGAUUCCUAUCGAAGCAUUUCCUAUUAUCGAUUUAUCAGGAUAUGUUUUAUCCCAGAAUAAGAUCGUCGCUACGGUGGCUUUCGCCUGAUAUGUGUAUGAGAUUCUUGGCCGCAAACUUGCGAUCACAAAAUGGUUUCGCGAUAUGUGAAGUCCGCAUCGGACUACGGAUUGAGUUGGAAUUUGAUCAAUCAGAACAAAAGAAGCCAAUUUUUUCUAAAGUUGAUCGAACUUUGUUCCGAUCAGUUCCAAAUUUUAAUAUAAUCUCGAUCCGUAAUUCGAUACAGACUUAAGUAUAAUUCUUUUAUAAGUACAUAUAUAUAUAAUUUUUUUCUCUGGCCUUACAAACUAGUGAUAAUAGUAUAUUUAUAUAUAUCUUUCUUAGAUCUAGUACAGAACACACUUGCAUGUACCUAUUGUACAUGCGCAGGAUGCAGCAAUGUUUUGGGUCGAAAGUGAGAGAAACAACGCAAUAAACGCGUCUCAACUAAACAUAAAAAUAAUUUUCCAUAUCUAUGCAAUUCGAUCGAAAAAUUACAUUCACUGAUGUACAAUGUGUGUCGUAUCCUGCGUACGUGAAAACAUAAAUGCAUUUUCUCGAAUGCGUAAGUAAUCGUAGUACAAUCGUAUGCACAUAUAUAUAUAUAGUGUUUGUUCACUUUUUCUAACAAUAACGUAGAGACACCGUGCUCUCUCGUACUUUAACUUUCGUAAAAUUUAAACGCGUAACUCUAGGAACAUUCAACGAAGCGAUCGAGCAAACGGUACAAUGCGAUGGAUAAAGCUGACAAGAAGCGGAACGAAGUUUCAAGAAGGAAGAACUAACAAAUUUGUCACAUGGAAUUGCGCUUCUUCGAUUAAAAAGUUCUACUUAAAUUAUUAGAUAUAACAGUUUGAUAUGAAAAAAUCACGUUCUUCAAGAAAUCGAACGUAAUUUUAACGCAACGAUAAGAUGUAACGCAAGUUCGCGUACACGAUUUCGUAAAAUUUGGAUAAAAUCAACAAAUCUACAGCAGCCACAAUUGCGUGAAACUACUCUAUAACAAGUAAUAACUAGUACGAGAAAUCAAGACGCGCGAACACGAAUACUGAGCGCCGAAAAUUAUAUACAUAUGAAGAUCGCGAAGCCGAUGAAAUGCGGGUUCACCUCUACUAUUUAACGUGAUAACGAUUCGAAUGCAUUACUGUUCAGUGAAGUGGGAACAUCCGUAAGUGAGUCAGUGACAAUGACUCUUUACGCGUGUAAUUGGCAUCUGAUAUGUGUUAUAUAGAUAUGUAUAUAUAUAUAUAUAUUAUUUAGAUAUGUAACAGAUGAAAAAACAACUCUUUCCACUUGAUUGAACAGUGUUGUAAGUAAAAAGGCAGAUCUAACGUACGAGCGCAACAAUGUCGGCAUAAAAAUUACGGCAAGCCUAAAUAAACUUGUCUAAAUUGCAGGGUUGAGAGAAUCUAUCUAUCAGUUUCAUUUGUGAAAAUUACACGUGCCAGAAUUUGAGACUCAUUUUUGAUAAUCUCAGCAAAAACAAUUUCACAUAUUCACUUACGCAUAUACAUGUUACUAUAGUUUUGUGUAUCAAAUAACAAUUAGAAUUAAGUUCGAUUAUCGUUGUAUCAUCAGUCUCAACUUCUGGCGCGGAUGAUCAACUACGAUAAGUCGUAUUAGGAAAUAGAAGAAUAGCGCGCGAUAGAGCGACAGAUAUGAGCUACAUCGACAAUCGACCGACUCUCGAGCGGUGCGAUCUCGCCGAUCUACCUAAGAAUUGGACAAGAGUUUACUGUGCGGGCGCCAACAUACGUAUACGAUUGGCCACGUGUAGAGUAAUCCUGCGAUUAGACGAGUCUCGCGCGCUGGAAAAAUCAUUUCGUAAUCAACGUACUGUAAAUAAUUAUUUCACAAAUAUUAUCAAUAAAUUAAAUAUAAUUGCAGAAGAAAAAACAGAAGUCUAAAAGAAAGACAGUCAACGGCCAAUCAACAUUUGUGACGAAAAUAGUUCUUCUAAAUCUUAGAAUAUUCUUUCGGUAAAAAAAAAAAUAAAAACAAA